Messenger RNA from Stomoxys calcitrans (stable fly), 623 nucleotides. RefSeq lists its product as uncharacterized. The record is from RefSeq and is a predicted model, not a curated record. The transcript is spliced from 4 exons. The coding region runs from base 89 to 517 and encodes 142 amino acids. Lineage: Eukaryota; Metazoa; Arthropoda; Insecta; Diptera; Muscidae.
UGUGAGCACUACUUGGGACAUUUGUUGGGCCACAGAUGCAUAAAGUGACGCGUUGAGAGAAGUUGUAUACGAAACGGAAUUUUAUAAAAUGAAUCUUAAAGUUUUGCAUAUCCAUGGAUUAAUUGUGGCAUCAUUGAGUAUGUUGACAAGUUUAACGACAAUAUUAGCUAUGGCAGCUUUGGUUAUACCACACCAGCCAGCAGAGAUUUUGGAAAACGUUGCCUAUGCGGCUAUUGGGCUAGCUGUUGGAUCUUUCAUAGCUGGAGGUUUAAUGAUUUAUGGCAUUAUAAAGAAAAGUCCCUUAUUCCUGUUACCUUGGCUGACAAUUUGUACCGCGGCAUCAUUUUUGUUGUUUAUUGCUGUCUUCGCUUGGUUUGUCCAUGUAACUGCCGGUCAUUAUGUGGCUUUUUUUUGUUUCCUAAAUUUUACAGGAAUUCUGAUCAUGAUUCUAUAUCCCAUCUACGGGUUAUUCUUUGAGAUGAGAGCACAAAAGUUUGAGAACUUGCAGUUAAUUUAAUGAAUGCCUUAAUUGGCAAACGAAAGCAGCAUUAUGCAGAAUAAAAUAUUUUAAAUGCACUAAAAUGUAUACAAAAAUAUUGUCAUAAUAAAUACCAUGGGAGUUA